Molecule: messenger RNA, 2412 nt
Organism: Strongylocentrotus purpuratus (purple sea urchin)
Lineage: Eukaryota; Metazoa; Echinodermata; Echinoidea; Camarodonta; Strongylocentrotidae
Product: diamine acetyltransferase 2-like
Exons: 5
Coding region: 389-1075 (228 amino acids)
Molecular function (GO): N-acetyltransferase activity
Source: RefSeq, a predicted model, not a curated record
CACACCGUAGAGCACUAUCAGCCAACUCGUCAGACUCAAAUCACUUGUCUGCCGUAAUCAGAAACUCAUAACUUGUUGUCAUCAGUAUUCGCCGGUAUAUUGACAACUCCCGUUCUCUUUGCUUGAUCCUUUGAAGAACCAUCGGUAGCCGGUAGCCGGUAGCUGCACAUCUGUAUUUUCCGUAUUUUCAUCAACUCCUGUGCUAAGUAAACUUGCAGAGAAUUAUACAGCUAAGUCAAAUUGAAAGUCAACAUCGCUCUGCCCCGUGGAUAUUGUGCUGGAUUUAUAAAACUAUUAUUAAAACGUAACUCUCUCGGAAGCGUUCGUUUCUUCAUCAUUAUCUGUCUUGUGACUCCUCCUAAGGAUUUAACUCUUUCAAAACUCACUGAUGGAGAGUGGCAAAUCAUCCAAGAUCGCUGGACUAAUCACGACCGUAUCACAGCUGGUCUUGAAAGACAAACGCGCCAUUGAUUUGGGGAAAGAUCAGGGUGAUAAGAUUGAGAACUGUUCAAUGUCCAAGACUAUGACACGCUAUGUGAUACGUCGAGGACAGAUUGACGACUGUUCUCAGAUCUCAGUGCUUAUGAGGGAACUCGCAGAGAGUGAAGACUAUGGAGAUCGGGUGGAAGUCUCCGAAGAUGAUCUUCGUCGAGAUGGGUUUGGAGAUAAUCCUGUCUUCGAGAGCAUCGUCUUAGAAGACAGGGAGGCUGAUGAGGAAUCGUCUAUCUUGGGCUACGCCCUCUUUUUCAUGGGUUUCUGCUCCUGGAAGGGGCGUCUCCUCUAUCUUGAAGAUGUUUACAUCGAUUCCGAAUACAGAGGUACUGGGCUCGGCAUUGCUCUUCUCCACACAAUUGCUAAGAUCUCUGAGGAACGUGGUUGCAAGGCUAUCCAGGGUACUGUCGUUGAAUGGAACACGGAUGUCAUGAAGCUUUACAAACGGAUAGGGGCCACGGAUAUGACCGAAAAUGACAAAUAUCACCUCUUUGCUAUUGGUGGGACUGAUGUUAGUAGAUUCGCUAAGGCUAGGAUCCCUGCCUUCAAUAACGGAUCACAAAUCGUUACCUGUGAGCUGUGACAUUAUGACCAAACUAAGAAACAAUCAUAUGUUGGUUCGGAUAGUCAUGGUACCAAACGGUGAAGGUUCGUUUUGAAGCGAACAUACGAAGUUACCCGAACAUCCGAUGUUAACCGACCAGCCGAAGUAAAUUGAGUGGACUAGAAAUGUUGUGAGAUGUGACAUCAUUCGGCCAUGUGCCCUGCAUUGAACGCCGAUGGAAAAAGCGGAUUCGGGAAGUAGCACCAGGUCACUGUGAGAACCGACACCGUUUGACCUACGCCAUACGUAGCAUAAUACUGCAGGGAUAUAAACCGAAGGUAAGAAGGACGGUCAGGCUCGCGGUCCUUUUAACAUUGCCGAUCUCGUGGAUUGUCGGUCUUCUUCGGUUUUCUAGCCGGUCCGAAUGAAGCAUGGUUCAGUGACAUUCUUGUACAACCGGAAUUCCGAAAAGCUUGUUAUACAUUAAAGACCCCAUGAUCAUGUUUGCAGGCCUAAUGAUUAUGUUGUUUAAUGGAUGGAUUCCGGCAAAUUAUAAGCGAGAGUUGCGAGACAGAUAUGUAAAAUUUACAUAUCGAGGACUUUUAUCAUAGAAGUUUUGCUUAUUUUCAUUUGACUAUCAUUGGGCUUAAAUAUCAUGCAUAUUUGUUUCACUGUAUCACCAUGAGUUAUAUCUAUGUUAAUCGCUAUUAAUCAUAAUAAUAAUAAUAAUAAUAAUUAACCGUUCUUGUAUAGCGCAUAACACAUAGUAUUGAAACAUGUCCCUAAGCGCUCUAGAGAAAAACACAACAAAAUACAAAGACAAGAUGUAUUGGGUAAUAGACAAAAUGGAUGAAUUAAAUGUUAAAUAAGUGCGUCUUUAAAGCAAUCUUAAACUUAACAAUGGAGUCAAUGUUUUUUAAACGUUCCGAUUGGUUUAAGCACUUGACUUGCAAAUUCAAAGGUCGUGAGUUCGAUCCCCGACACGGCACGAAUGUACUUUGGCAAGGCAAUAAUGUACAUUUGCCACUCAAUACCCAAGAGAGAAUUGGGGACCCGGUAGGAUGACGAAAUCAUUUCUGUUAGGAAUUGCCUAUACGGUAGGAUUACUUCCCAGGAAGUGCAGUGGAGUGCAUAGUGUGCGUGAAUGAAUCCGAUGACCGGGUUAAUAACAUCGGUAAAGCGCUUAAAGAGACGGUAUUCCGUAAUAAGCGCUCUAUAAAUCCAGAUUAUCGUAUUAACUUUAGAAAAAGCAGUUCAGGAUUUCACUAGUUCUUCAAUUAUUCAAUCAAAUCUGCCUUGGACUUAAAAUGGGGUUUAACCGUGGAUCAAACCAUAUUAUGUUCAUGAAAAUGUAUGAUGAAAAAAGAAAAAAAAAA